GUGAGGUGAGCAUGCAGCAGGCAUGCGUGCUGCUUCUGCAGGACGUGUUUGCAGUGAAGGUGAAGCGGCGGCGAGCGGCUGGUCAGCAGUCAGGGGGAGCCGUGCUCGGCCUGGCUCUCUUCUGCUGCAGAAGGAGAGAGAAGAGGCUGGAGGAGGACACAGUGCACCUCCACAAUGCCUCCUCAGAGCACACACACACUUGGUAUAACAAGCUGAAAGAACUGCUUACAGGGUUCAGCAGUCGUCCCCGGUACCUGAAGGUGUUCAUCAACCCCAGCAGCCACAAGAAGGAGGCCAUUCACAUCUACAGAGAACAUGUGGCUCCUCUUUUUAAGAUGGCUGAUAUUCACACUGACAUCACAGUGACUGAGAGGAAGGGCCAUGCUCUCUCAGUGAUCCAGGAAUGCAAACUGGAUAAAUAUGAUGGGGUGGUGUGUGUUGGUGGUGAYGGAUCAGUAGCCGAGCUGUGUCACGCUCUUGUUCUCAGAGCUCAGCUGGAUGCAAACUGUCCUGAAGAACCGGUGAAAGCUGUGCUGCCAAUAGGAAUCAUUCCUGCUGGUUCWACAGAUGUGGUUUCUUGUUCUGUUCACGGAGUACGAGACCCAGUCACAGCAACCCUCCACAUUGUUCUGGGUCACUUGCAGCAGGUGGACAUGUGCAGCUUUUCAUCUUGUGGUCAGUUGGUGCGUUUUGGAUUUUCUGCCAUGUUUGGUUUUGGUGGGUGGAGCUUAGCACAUGCAGAGAAAAAAAGAUGGAUGUCAUCCUCACGGCGACGGGAAUAUGCUCUGGUGAAGACACUGGCCAAACUAAGAUCAGAAGACUGUCAGCUGUCUUUUUUACCAGCAAAGAAAACAAACUUAUGUUUGUCUGGACAUCAAGACCAGGACCAAGUUGAAAAAGAUGACCCAGUGUCAGAGGGAAAUGAGUCCUGGAUAACCAAGCAGGGCUUGUAUUUGAACAUCAGUGUCAUGUCCAUCCCCUGUCUGAGCCCUCAUGCACCCAAAGGACUUGCUCCAAACACCAGUUUGACCAAUGGCAGUGCAUUGCUGAUCACAGUAGGGAAAGCGUCCAGAUCAGAGUUCAUCAAGCACCUGAAGAGAUACAACAGCUCUAGUGGGCAGUUCAACUUCCCCUUUGUGGAGACCCACUCUGUGUCAGCGGUGAAGCUCCACCCCUUUUCACUGGCUGGUUGUUCUGAGGAGAGUGAAGAAGAGGGAGAUGCCAAAGAAGCGCCCACCAUCCUGUCAGAGGGCGUGGCCUUACCUUGGAACAUUGAUGGAGAGCUGCUGGAGAUAGAAAGUGAAGUGCUCAUCAGGGUCCAUUCAAGGCUCAUCACUCUGUACGGGGAGGAAGUGGAUGAGGCUGAGUCGACCACCUCCUGCAACUGCUUCUGACACCAACAUGCAUUCAUCCCACAGUAACCUGACAGUUUGUCCUGUAGCAACGUCUGCUGCACGUUUUAAUCUUCUGUUACUCUGAAACUAUGUAAUUUAGGAUUAGCUUUAGUGUCAUGACUCAUGUAAAAACUACCACACAUUUAUUAAUUUUAAUCUGAUUAUGUUUUUGUGGCAUACAGUCAAUGUUUUCCUCUUUAGUUUGAGUUUCAGUUUAUUUUUUAAAAUCUGGAAUUAUCUAGGGUUAGUAUUUGAUCCUAUAUUCAUCAUAUGCAUCUUAUGCAUUCCUUUCAGUAAUAUUUUUUGUAUCAUACUUGUUAUUUUUAUAUUAGCUCACUCUGUGAUGCUUUGCUUUUUACUUUUGUAAGCACCUGUAAAAAUGUAGCCAAAUGAACUUCAGAUGUAUAGAGUAAAAAUACAUUUCCAUGUUGUGGUAGCAAACAUUUAGUACAAAAAGCAGUUGUUACAAAUGUAUUUUGACUGCAGAAUCAAUGCUACAUGGCUCAGAACUGCCUGAUUCUAUUGGCUUUACCAAAGAUGGACGUCAGUAGCAGAACUCCAACAGCUCUGUAAUUUAUCUGGAUUAGUAGAAGCUAAAAACAAACUGGUGGUGUAGUCUUUCAGAAAAACUGUUUUAAAACUCCCCAUGUCUGACUACAGAGCAACGUGCAUAAAUUUGAUUAAAAAUGAGGCAUCAUUUUUGGAAACUGGAUCAAAAAAUUUCAGGGGGAUGGAGUUUCUUUUUAAACUAUCAAAUCAUUUUGGGGUACUAAAUUACUUUUUUGUAGUUUUUUUCUUUUUUCAAAACUUUCCAUGAAAUAAAUAUGACAACUUUUAAAACUAUCUGAAAUAUAUAUGUUUUUAAUUAAAGGUCUCUGAUGGGUUUGUAGGGGUCACCCCCAGGGGUAAUAAACAUUCCCACCUGUCUUUGACCCUGGUCUCAGAAGACCUCCCUCAAAAGAGACGUUUUAUUUUCUUUAAUCAAGAUAAUAAAA
This is a messenger RNA of Austrofundulus limnaeus, 2389 nucleotides long. RefSeq names its product CERK like autophagy regulator (gene cerkl). NCBI's taxonomy places the organism in Eukaryota, Metazoa, Chordata, Actinopteri, Cyprinodontiformes, Rivulidae. Gene Ontology annotation, biological process: phosphorylation; sphingolipid metabolic process. Gene Ontology annotation, molecular function: lipid kinase activity. The record is from RefSeq and is a predicted model, not a curated record.